AUACUUUAGAAAAAACUUGUUUCAGUUGCAAAUUCAGUGUGUAGGGUUAUAACCAGAGAAUUUCAAUUCUAUAGAAAACUCGAAAAGGACGAAACAUGAUUUUCGUAGAUGUUAUAAGCAUGAUUUUUACCACAUUAUGGAUAAUUUCAAGUGCUACUGUAUUGGGAAGUAAUUACUAUCCACCAGAUGUAAUUGAGGAUGCAAGACUUGAAACGGAUCAACUUAUACAAAAAUACAAAUAUCCAGUUGAGACACAUUUUAUUAUAACAAGUGAUAAAUAUAUUCUGAGAAUGCAUCGAAUACCAAAACCCGGAGGCAAACCAGUUUUACUUCAACACGGUCUUUUGGAUAGUUCUGCAACUUAUAUUCUAAUGGGACCAAGUAUUGGUUUAGGUUAUUAUUUGUAUGAUUUGGGAUAUGACGUUUGGAUGGGCAAUGCUCGGGGUAAUCGAUAUUCGAGGAAUCACACAACCCUCAACCCGGAUACUGAUACUGCGUUUUGGAAUUUUAGCUGGCAUGAAAUAGCUGUUUUUGAUAUUCCAGCAAUGAUUGAUUUUAUCUUAAGAAAUACUGAUUCUGAAAAAUUGAUGUACGUUGGACAUUCACAGGGAACAACAAUCUUGUUUGUUAUGUGUUCCAUACGUCCUGAGUACAACGAUAAAAUCAUCGUAGGACAUGCAUUGGCACCAGUUGCAUUUAUGAAACAUAUCCGGACCCCGCUUUUACCACUCGGCGAUAGCGCUUUUCAACUUCCUGUUGUCAAAGCCAUGAUGUACGAAUUACUGCCAAAUUCCGAUUUAUUCAGAGGAACCUGCUUGAGUGGGAAAAAUGCCGAAGACGUUUGCAUAACUUUUUAUUUUAUGAUCGUUGGUAAAGACGUCAAGCAGUUUAAUAGAACAAGAUUUCCAAUGGUUUUGGGUCAUUUGCCUGCUGGUAUUGCUACUAAGCAAGUUUUACAUUAUCUACAAUUGAUAAAAUCUGAUAAAUUUCGACAAUACGAUUGUGAGCUUGAUAAUAAAAAGGUCUAUGGACAAAAUGAGCCUCCGGAUUAUGAUCUUAAAAAAGUCACUGCACCUAUUGCCUUGCAUUAUAGUUUGAAUGACUAUCUAACCGAACCUGUGGAUAUAUUAAGACUCAGCAAGCUGCUGCCGAAUGUUGUGGAAAUUAAUAAGUUAAAACCACCAUUAUGGAAUCAUAUGGACUUUGUUUGGGCUGUGGAUGCAAGAAAAUUGAUUUAUAAGAAAAUUCAUGAAAUAAAUAAAAAGUUUUGGAUUGAAAAAUAGAAAAAUAUCAAACAAAUAUUUCAUAAAA
Molecule: messenger RNA, 1311 nt
Organism: Eupeodes corollae
Lineage: Eukaryota; Metazoa; Arthropoda; Insecta; Diptera; Syrphidae
Product: lipase 1-like
Exons: 6
Coding region: 96-1283 (395 amino acids)
Biological process (GO): lipid metabolic process
Molecular function (GO): hydrolase activity, acting on ester bonds
Source: RefSeq, a predicted model, not a curated record